This is a messenger RNA of Huiozyma naganishii CBS 8797, 894 nucleotides long. It is a transcript of the gene HIS1, whose product is annotated as ATP phosphoribosyltransferase. Gene Ontology annotation, cellular component: cytoplasm. The transcript has a single exon. Gene Ontology annotation, biological process: L-histidine biosynthetic process. Gene Ontology annotation, molecular function: magnesium ion binding; ATP phosphoribosyltransferase activity. Lineage: Eukaryota; Fungi; Ascomycota; Saccharomycetes; Saccharomycetales; Saccharomycetaceae. The coding region runs from base 1 to 894 and encodes 297 amino acids. The record is from RefSeq and is a predicted model, not a curated record.
AUGGAUUUAGUGAACCACUUGGAAGACAGACUGCUGUUUGCGAUCCCGAAGAAGGGCAGACUGUACAACAAAUGUGUUGAGAUCUUGAACGGGUCCGAUAUUAAGUUCCACCGGUCACAGAGGCUGGACAUUGCUCUCUCGACGAGUCUCCCCAUUGCUCUGAUUUUCCUACCUGCGGCAGACAUCCCCAUGUUUGUCGGUGAAGGUAAGUGUGACUUGGGGAUCACUGGGCUGGACCAGGUCAGAGAGGCCGACAUUGACGUCGACUUGCCCAUUGACUUGCAAUUUGGCUCGUGUAAGUUGCAAGUGCAGGUUCCCGCGAACGGGCCCUACACUGACCCGAAGCAAUUGGUCGGGAAGACGAUCGUGUCGAGUUUCACAAACUUGGCCUCCAAGUACUUCGCCGACCUCGAGGGCGUCCCCGAGUCUCAGAUGACGACCAAAGUCAGGUACGUCGGUGGGUCCGUGGAGGCGAGCUGUGCGCUCGGUGUCGCCGAUGCGAUCGUGGAUUUGGUGGAGUCCGGGGAGACGAUGCGCGCCGCGGGGCUCACGGAUAUCGCGACCGUGUUGGACACGAGCGCGCACCUGAUCCAGUCGAAGAACCCGAAGUCGGACGGAGAGUUGAUUGAGACGAUCAAGUCCAGAAUAGAGGGUGUGAUGACCGCGCAACGGUACGUGUUCUGCACGUACAACGCGCCGCGCACGAACUUGCAGCAACUGCUGCAGGUCACCCCGGGGAGAAAGGCCCCCACGAUCCAGGACAUCGCUGACGAGGGCUGGGUCGCCGUGUCUGCGAUGAUCGAGAGGAACAAGAAGGGCUCCAUCAUGGACGAGCUGAAGAAGAACGGUGCCACGGACAUCCUGGUCUUCGAGAUAUCCAACUGCCGGGUGUAA